AUAAAUUUUGACUGGCUCUCAGACUUAAUUAAGUCGCAGUCGCCCUUUACUAAUAGCGGUCGUUAGCGGCGCGGAUGUUUUAGUAAAAUAUGUUAUACAUAAAUGGAAGCGUGCAGUUCAUUUCUUAAGUGAAUUUUAAUAUAUUAAAAAGCAGAAAUAUGGAUGUAAUGUACGCUGCUUUAAUAUAUAAUUUCCUGACACUAGUGGUAACCAUUUUUGGUUCCUCUUCGUCCGAGAUAAAUGGAAAACCUUGGCGUCCGGAAAAUUUCAAAUCUGCCUUCAAUAAAUGUGAUCACUUGGGCGAACCGUUAAUUUUAACGCCGUAUAUCAAAGCCGGUGACAUCAAAAGGGCUCGACAACUUAGCACGGUCCAUCUGCCUUUCGUUCCCGCAGUCAGUCAUAGUGGAUUUCUGACGGUCAAUGAAACUGAUAACGGAAACAUGUUCUUCUGGUUUUUCCCCGCGGAAAUCGCCGAACCGGAACUUGCGCCGGUUGUCGUUUGGCUGCAGGGAGGUCCAGGAGCCACAUCGAUGUUCGGUCUGUUUGUGGAACACGGCCCAUUUUAUUUGCAGAACUCAAUUAUUCCUCUGCCAAGACCGUAUCGUUGGACAAAAUUGGCCAACAUGCUGUAUAUCGAUAAUCCAGUGGGAACCGGAUUCAGCUUCACCAACACGACAGAUGGCUAUUCCAGAAAUCAGAAGCAAGUUAGCAUGAAUCUCUAUGAAGCACUGUUGCAGUUCUAUACCAUGUUUCCGCAAUUUCAAACGGGAGAACUGUACAUAACGGGAGAAUCGUAUGCCGGCAAGUAUGUUCCUUCCUUAGCCUACCGCAUCCACGUAUCGAACUGGAACGCCACUCUUCAACUGCCUCUAGCCGGCAUCGCUAUUGGAAAUGGUCUUGUCGAUCCCGCUAAUAUGUUUCAUUACGGCGAUAUGCUGUAUCAGUUCGGCAUGAUCGACGAACUGCAGCGGGACUAUUUUCAUACACAGGAAGAUGCAUUUCGCAUUGCUGUUUCCGAUUACCGUUUCCACGACGCAUUCCUGAUUUUCGAUAGCCUGCUCAAUGGCGACAAGAUCAGCUACCCCACCUACUUUUACAAUGCCACCCAUUCUGAGUAUUAUUUCAAUAUUUUGCGCACAACCGCUCCCCCGGACUUUGGCUACUACAAUAAAUAUCUCGAGCAGUGCGAUGUGCGCCAGGCCAUCAAUGUCGGCAAUCAGACAUUUGCCAAUGGAAGUCUAGUAGAGGAUUUUCUGCUGGAAGAUAUCCCGCAAUCGGUUAGGACAAAACUGGAAACACUGGCGGACAAUUAUAAAGUGCUGAUUUAUAACGGUCAACUGGAUAUAAUUUGCGGCCUGCCAUUGACCGAAAACUAUAUUAAUCAGAUGGAUUGGUCAGGAGCAGAUGCGUAUAAAACCGCUAAGAAAAUUAUUUGGAAAGUCGACGAUACCGACAAGGAAGUCGCGGGUUACGUCAGACAAGUGAAUAAAUUCUUCCAAGUGGCAGUACGAAAUGGUGGACACAUGUUACCUUAUGAUCAGCCCCGUGCUACGUUCGACAUGCUCCGAAGAUUUUUAUUCGGAAAGCCAUUUGUUAACCGAGGAAAAUCAGCUUCCGCAUCUUCUAAUUCAGGGAAAAAGAGCAGAAGCAAAAAGCAUGCACACUAAUUGUUCUACGAUUUAUGAUGAGCGAAACUAAAACGAUUUUGCGAUAACGGCUGGAUCUGACUGUAGCUGCCGGAUUUUCUGAUAUUUCUGUGAUUUGUUUUCUGGGCUAAUAGUAAUUGUUGCACCGUUACUCUAAAAAUGGAUAUAAAAAUUCGAUCGACUG
This is a messenger RNA of Paramacrobiotus metropolitanus, 1830 nucleotides long. RefSeq names its product probable serine carboxypeptidase CPVL. Gene Ontology annotation, biological process: proteolysis. Gene Ontology annotation, molecular function: serine-type carboxypeptidase activity. Lineage: Eukaryota; Metazoa; Tardigrada; Eutardigrada; Parachela; Macrobiotidae. The transcript is spliced from 4 exons. The record is from RefSeq and is a predicted model, not a curated record. Bases 159 to 1667 code for a protein of 502 amino acids.